Messenger RNA from Cylas formicarius (sweet potato weevil), 692 nucleotides. RefSeq names its product general transcription factor IIH subunit 5 (gene Tfb5). Lineage: Eukaryota; Metazoa; Arthropoda; Insecta; Coleoptera; Brentidae. Gene Ontology annotation, biological process: nucleotide-excision repair, preincision complex assembly; transcription initiation at RNA polymerase II promoter; nucleotide-excision repair. The record is from RefSeq and is a predicted model, not a curated record. The coding region runs from base 327 to 548 and encodes 73 amino acids. The transcript is spliced from 2 exons. Gene Ontology annotation, cellular component: transcription factor TFIIH holo complex; transcription factor TFIIH core complex.
AAUGUAAGUAACGGUAAAACCACAAGUUUUGUUUAUCACAAAAUAAGAACAAACAAUACACGUUUCCUUUUAUGACCAAUUUUUUGCUUGUUGUUGCUACGUAUAGCACAAAUAAUUUUCCAUCGUUCAUUCAUAAAUCCAAAAUUAAAAAUUUAGUUCGUAAUUGAAUUCCAAUUUUUUGUAAAUAUCGAAAUAAGCAUUUUUCUAAAAAUAAAAAUGUUUCUGUGGUUUAACUAGCUUCGGAGCCACCGGUCCCAUAGAAACGAAGAGGUAAUCUUGUGUUUGUCAAUAAGAUCAAAUAAAGUUUUCGCAACUACAUAAUCAAAAUGGUAAAUGUUAUGAAAGGAGUUUUGGUUAAAUGCGACCAAGCGAUGAAACAAUUUCUGCUCCAUUUGGAUGAAACUAUGAAGCUUGGAAGAAAAUUUAUAAUUCAAGAUUUAGACGAGUACCACCUAUUCGUUUCAGCAGAUAUUUUAGACGUGCUGCAAGCCAAAAUUGACGACUUAAUGGACCAAAUUAGUUUUCCACUUGCCGAAAAAGGAAACUAAAAGCAAUGCUGCAGCGACUCCUACUCCAUCAUUUUAAGAUUGAGGACCACCUAGGAAGAUAAUCCUCUCAUUCUGGGUGAUAUAUGGUGCGGAUUAGUUUUGGUUAGGUUGAAAAGAACUCCAAUAAUGAGCUAUAAAAAUGAA